Molecule: messenger RNA, 1018 nt
Organism: Culicoides brevitarsis
Lineage: Eukaryota; Metazoa; Arthropoda; Insecta; Diptera; Ceratopogonidae
Gene: Syngr
Product: synaptogyrin
Exons: 4
Coding region: 86-757 (223 amino acids)
Cellular component (GO): synaptic vesicle membrane; neuromuscular junction
Source: RefSeq, a predicted model, not a curated record
CGAGAAUAGACGUGCUGCGACUUUUUCACUCAGCAGAAAAAACAGGAAAAAAAGAAACAAAUAAAUAUCCCUUUUGGCAAAAAAAAUGGACUCAGGAGCAUACGGAGGCGGAAAAGCGGGAGGCACUUUUGAUCCCAUUGCAUUCGUUCAGCGACCAAUUGUAGUUUUAAGAUCACUUUGCUGGCUUUUUGCCAUCAUCGUUUUCGGAUGCAUAUCGUCCCAAGGUUGGUUAUUGAACGAGCAGAAGAAGGAAUAUUGCAUCAUAAACAACAACGGCAGUGCUUGCAAUUAUGGCGUCGGAAUUGGAGUGAUUGCCUUCUUAGCGUCGAUGGGAUUUCUCGCGGGCGAGUACUUUUUCGAGCAAAUGUCGAGCGUUAAGACCCGCAAACAUUACGUGAUGGGCGAUUUGGCGUUUUCAGGUUUGUGGGCAUUCUUGUACUUUAUCGGAUUUUGUUACUUGGCAAACCAAUGGUCCAACUCGAAAACUCCCGAAGGCAAUUACGGCGUGAGCAACAUCAAUGCCGCCAUCAUUUUUUCGCUAUUUUCGAUCUUUACUUGGGGCGGAUGUGCUUGGUUCGCCUUCCAACGAUUUAAGGCAGGCGUCGAUCCGACAUUCUCCUCGACAUAUGAUCCGACAGCAAAUGCAUAUGCCAGUUAUCCCGUCACGACUGACAUGAAUGAGCAGUAUCAGGAGCCUCCGUUUUCGGGUGUUCAGCCACAAGGCGGACAAGUGAAUUUCCAAGCACCAACAUAUUAAACUAACACAAAAAAAAUACUCAGAAAAAAAUCCUAUUGAUAUCAAAAGAAUUUAUUGAACAAAACCAUGACAAAAAAAACAACUUUUGAUAUUCAAGUCAAUAUUGACAAGAGAAAAUAUAUAUUCCUCACUCACCUACAAAAAAUAUCAGAAUUACCUGUUAUCACAACAUACACCAAAAUAUACAACAACAAAGUUCUAUGCUAUAAAAUUAAAAAAAAAAUAAAAAAUAUUGGCUCUUUCUCUAAUAAUUUAGUGAAU